AUGGACUUCACCAACUCGGGCGGGUUCCCCUCUCGCCGCUCCUACCCCAACCUAAAUCACGUCUCGCUUGCUCCACUUACACCCCGGUUCCCCAUCGACGACGACAUCGAGCCCGAAGACUACUUCAACACCCGCCACGGCACCACCGAUCGUGAUGCCCACGACCACACAGCCAGCGGUAGCAGAACACCACCACGAACCUCCUAUCUCUCCAGCGUCUCCGUACCCAGCACACCGCCCAUACUCUCGCACUCACGCAGCUCAUCGCGCACCCGCCAUGCCCGAAGCAAAAGCUCAACCCGAGCCGGCCUACUAAGCGAUACGAAUCUACACAGUAAAGAAGUCACCCUGGCACUACACCACCACCAAGCCUCGCACAAGAAACAGACUGUUUCCACACACGCACGGCGCCAAUUCGGCGAUGCAUCCUCCAAGUCCGACGCGGAAUGGAUGCUUCGCGCAGGUAUAGCGCUUGCCUCAUCCACCCGCGAGGAAAAAGGUCAAAGCUGGCUCUCCAAGCGCGAGAGCUCAACUAGUCUCGUCGACAUGUCCCUCGACGACGCCACGACUCCACACCCCCAACGCCACCACCACCGUACUAAAUCGGGCGCCUCGUCACGCAAGUCUCGCUCGGGAACUUCCACGCCGGCGGCGUAUUCCCGCCGUAGCUCGCGCUCGCGUGGUGGUAGUCGACGGGGUAGUCGGGCCGGGUUGACGAUGACGACUAUCCCGCCGCUUUCAUCUGCGUCGUCCACGGGGGCGGGAGGGAAAGCCCCCAGUCCUGGAGUCGGUACUAUGAGUCCCGUAUCCCGGGGUCGGGGGUCGGGAUUGGUACCUGAUUUCGUGGACGAGCGUAUCCGUGCGGAAAUGGCGUCGUUGCAGCGGGAGCGCGGGUUCUCGGAUGAUGAAUCUGAGUUCUGGGAUGGCGAGGACGAUAGUGAUUCUGAGUAUGAUUCGUUCUCGGAUGAUACCCCAGAUGAAUUCGAUGAGGCGGAUUUGCAGCGGCUCACGCGUGAACGUGGGUUUGGACUUGGUAGCUGGAUUGAUCGGUUGGUUGAGUGGACGUUGUUUGGGGUAGAGGAGUGGCCGGCUCCUGCUCCUGCUUCUGCUACGAGGAUUGGGACGGCUGCGACGUCGACGAUUGUCACGUUUGAGGAGGGUCCGCAUGUCCGAUCCGAAGUGGAGGAGCGGGCUCAUGAUACGUUGUCGCUGGCAUCUGCUGAAGAUGAUGACGCGGAUGCCCUCUCUCAUACGGAUGGAGAGUCCGUGGGGAGCGUCGAGAAGCCUGGUACUCAAGGUGGAUGGGAAGAUGCGGGUUGGUUAUUCCGGGUCAUGAAGCGUGCUUUGAUUUGA
Penicillium cataractarum is the source of this 1353-nucleotide messenger RNA. Its product is annotated as DUF3984 domain-containing protein. The coding region runs from base 1 to 1353 and encodes 450 amino acids. The transcript has 2 exons. Lineage: Eukaryota; Fungi; Ascomycota; Eurotiomycetes; Eurotiales; Aspergillaceae. The record is from RefSeq and is a predicted model, not a curated record.